AUGGUGCCUAUGGCCGAUGGCCCUGGGAACAACUCUAACAGCUGCAGCACAGACAGGGGCACCCUGUCGCAGGUGGCGACCAUCGCCUCCAUCUGCCUCAUCCUGGUGCUGGGCCUGCUGCUCAAUAGCCUGGCGCUCUGGGUGUUCUGCUGUCGCAUGCGCAGGUGGACGGAGACCCGCAUCUACAUGGUCAACCUGGUGGUGGCUGACUGCCUGCUGCUGCUGAGCCUGCCGGGAGUCCUGCACACGCUGGGCCAGGGGGUGGGGGCCCAGGAGGGCCCCCUGUGCAGGGUCCUGCAGAGCUUCUAUUAUGUCAACACCUACAUGAGCAUGUGGCUCCUCACAGCCAUCGCCACUGACCGCUAUGCCGCCCUGCACUUUCCCCUGCGGGCCCGGGCUUGGCGUGGCCCCCGCCAGGCUGCCCUCACCUGCGCAGCCCUCUGGCUGCUGGUCAUCGGGGCUGUGGCCCUGCCCGUCGCCUGGCUGCGUCCAGGGGAGAGCUUCUGCUUUGGGCGGGGUCACACACGGGGCCCCAAGGCUCUCAUCUUCUCCCUGCUCCUCUUCUUCCUCCCGCUGCUCAUCCUGAGCUUCUGCUCCAGCCAGGUGCUCCGGCGCCUCCACCGUGAGUGGACUCGGGCGCAGCCCCAGGCCACCACCCCCAUCCUCAAGGCCCUCUGCGUGGUGAUGGCCAACUUGGUCACCUUUGUGCUCUGCUUCCUCCCACUGCACGUGGCCUUGCUGGCCAAGCUCGUGGCCCAGUGGAUGAAUGCAGCCUGCCCCACCAUCCAGAGGGUGGCCACCUUUGUGCAGGUGGCCUCCCGCAUUGCCAACGCCAACUGCUGCCUGGACGCUGUCUGCUACUAUUUCGUGGCCGCAGAGUUCCAGGAGGAGACCACUGACCCUGUCCACACCAUGUUCAUCUGGCAUCUGGCCGCUCCCGGGGAGGUGGCAGGGGGCUUCAUCAGCGUCCCCAAUCACACAGCCGAUUGUAGUUCUUCCAGGACGGACCACCUGCACGAGUGCAGCCUGCUGGGCAGACACCAGCAGCUGACCACCUCAGUGACCCGCAUGGACAGUUACUGGGAGUGUCGGGUUCUGGACGCUGUGCUGUGCCCUCCAUACAGAAGAUCCUCCUCGGCCAUGGCAGGUGCCCAGUACCCCAGGUUACAGUGGACAGACCGUGCCAGCCUCAUCCACAGGAUCAUUCAGGGUUGCUGGGGUGAAGCCUGUUGUCCUCCAAGUGGUGUGGACUUUGCCCCCCUGCCUGGUGGCACACUCUGGGAGCGCUGA
This is a messenger RNA of Myotis daubentonii (Daubenton's bat), 1290 nucleotides long. Its product is annotated as G-protein coupled receptor 35-like. Gene Ontology annotation, molecular function: G protein-coupled receptor activity. Gene Ontology annotation, biological process: positive regulation of Rho protein signal transduction; phospholipase C-activating G protein-coupled receptor signaling pathway. Gene Ontology annotation, cellular component: plasma membrane. Bases 1 to 1290 code for a protein of 429 amino acids. The record is from RefSeq and is a predicted model, not a curated record. Lineage: Eukaryota; Metazoa; Chordata; Mammalia; Chiroptera; Vespertilionidae. The transcript is spliced from 3 exons.